Messenger RNA from Phoenix dactylifera (date palm), 1002 nucleotides. Lineage: Eukaryota; Viridiplantae; Streptophyta; Magnoliopsida; Arecales; Arecaceae. The record is from RefSeq and is a predicted model, not a curated record.
GCCAGGAUUCUUUCCUUCUUCCUUGGCCUCAGAAGAAAAGGUUCCAGAAAGGAGGGAAGAAUAUGAUGAGGACCCACACCCUCGUUUUACUUUUGGCCAUCAUUGGUUGCGUUCUGAAAGGUACGUUAGGCCACAAGAAUCACGUCGUUGGGAGCAGCUUGGGGUGGACUGUUCCCCCUAACAAGACCUUCUACCAGGAUUGGGCUCAGAAAAAGCUUUUUGCUGUGGGAGAGAGACUUGUGUUUCCUUACAAGGUAGGGGUGCAUAACGUGAUAGAGGUACCAAAGGAGGACUUCGAAAACUGCACGCAAUUCAAAGUCAUCGAAAGGCACCAUGAAGGACCACUGAUCCUAGAGUUGACAAAGCCUGGUCCUCACUAUUACUACUGUGGGGUUGGGCUGCACUGUGAGCUUGGGCAAAAGCUCGCUAUCAAUGUCUCUGCCGAAGCUCCUGCGGCCGUAAAUAUUUUCACCCAAAGCCCUGCUCAAGCUCCAAGCCAAUCAUCUGCUAAUAUCGUUCCCUUGGCUGCUCCACUUGCGGCUCUCCUCAUGUACGUGUUGCAUUAUCUCUUCAUGUGAGAUGAAAGGUGGCCAUGCUAAUUUUGCCAUUGGAGAAGAUUGAUGGGGGAGAAUACAUUGUUUAACUUUGCAAUAAGAUAUGUAAAAGGGACUUCAUCUACUUGUUUAUUGGUAAACAUAAGUAUCAUGUGAUUGAAAGGAAACAUAGAAGCUGCUCCAUUUAAUUUGUAGCCAUUAGGAAGCAGGUCAUUGAACAAAUUUGCGACGCUCGUUAUGUUUUUAGAAUUAUAGGUAUUUUUAUGAAAAAAAAAGAAGAUGAUCUAUGGGGAGGUGAAUUGCUUGCUUAGCUCAAUGAUUAGCAACUUGCCUUCUGCUGAUUUGAGAUUUGUAAACGGAGAGGAGAGACUUCCCCCCUCACCAAAACACCCUAGCUCCCUGUGUAUUUCGAUCUCGAUUUAAAGUAUAUACGUUGCACCACAUGUAA